GUCGUCGCUUUCAAACACCGAACAAACCAUUACCAGUGCAUUCAUUGUACAUCAAUUCAUUCAGGUGAGGCAUUGUACACAUACCGACUGGGCCGUCUCAUCUGUUGAAGGUAGUGGAACAGGUAAUUCGCGAUAUUAAUUCUACAGGAUCUGACCAAAGAGAUAUUACAACCACUGAGUUAACUACGCUGAUACAAGAGCUGAAAAUUACCUCUGAAGGGAAGGCUGAAGGCUGGUAAAAAGCACAGUAAUAUUAGAAACCUUUGCAUUCUGUAUUUUCUGAGUUGGACAAUUUGGACUUAAGCAGCAUCUUAUUCGAUAGUGAUGCAUUGAGAAGGAGGAAAGGAUGGGAGCAAGGAAAACAAAGCUUGCAACUGAUGAUAAUGAUGGAAACCGGAAGCAGGUUGAUGAUAAUAGUCAGGACAGCUUCCAACUGUACUCACUGGUAAACUUGAAAGGAGGAGGGGAACUUGUUGAACUCACCAGGGAGGGUAUUAAGACAAAGGACUGGAAACCACUAGAGGACAAACUCAGAAGUGAAUCGGUGAAGAGAUUCCUGUACAAUCAUGGACAAGGCAAAGAUAUCUCAAUCAAGGAACUGGUUAACCGUAGGAACCAGAGCAGAACGGAGAAGGUUGAAAUCAUUGGAGCAGCGUCAAGGCAGCACAGUGCCAACACCAUCAGUCCUGUGAAAGCUGGCGCAAUACGGAAAGUUUGCUGGGACCUAGACCAGCGAGGAGCUGUUGGAGAGACCAUCCUCCAUCUCUGUUUCCUUAAUGCUACUGAGCUUCAUAGUGAGCUUGCUAAGAGAAUCAUCAAAGAAUAUCCUCUCCUUGUUAAUGACAUCUUUCACACAGACCUCUACCAAGGUGAGAGCUGUCUUCACUUUGCCAUCGUCAAUGAAGACUUUACCAUGGUCAAGUUCCUGGUUGAGAAUGGUGCCAACAUUGAUGAGAGGGCUUGUGGCACUUUCUUUCUGCCUGAUGAUCAAAAGAACACCAGGAAGGACACCUAUGACCAUGAAGUUAUUGUCGUGGAUAACAAAACAAACUAUCAUGGACACACCUAUUUUGGUGAGUAUCCUCUGAGCUUUGCAGCAUGUUUGGAGCAAGAAGACAUCUUACGUUACCUUUGGAGCAAGGGAGCUGAUGUGAAUGCACAGGACUGCAAUGGAAACACUAUCCUUCAUAUGACAAUACUUCACAAGAAGAGGGCUCAGUUCACCCAGGCCUUUGAGCUAGGGGCAAGUUGCAGCAUCACCAAUUACCAGGGGUACACUCCUCUCUGUUUGGCAGCAGAGCUGGCAGAUAUUGAAUUCUUUGAGAGCAUCAUUCAUCUAGAGCGCCAAGUUUCAUGGAAAUAUGGUGAUGUAACUUGCGCCCUCUAUCCUCUCUACAACCUGGACAGUAUCGGAGUUGAUGGGAGCGUCAAUGAGAAGUCAGCUCUAUUCACUAUCGUCAAUCAGGUAGAAUCAUCUAAUAACAUGCUUUUAUAUCAUGCUUUAACCCUAAAAAGGCGGGACUAUUUGAGAACUCAAGUGGUCAAAUCUAGCGGAUAUUCUGACAUUGAUCAUCUGGGCUUAAUGAAGGGUCUGAUGACUAAACUGCUUCACGAAAAAUGGAAGACAUUUGGACGGUUUCAAUUCUACCUGCGCAUGGGGCUCUUUAUAUUCUACUUGAUACUGCUGACAACAGCAUUCUAUCUGCGCCCUGGAAAGGACCGUAAUGCUAGAGAUAUCAAUGUCACUGAUUCGUUUGGAAACACUACGGUUGUGCAUAAGUGGAAUAGGUGUUAUCUGCUCUAUUCAGACACAACCCAAGACAAGUGUCGUCUAGCAUUUGAGUGCAUGACUGUCUUUGGAGCUAUCAUGUUCCUUUACUUUGCAGCUAGAGAGCUCCAUCAUCUUAAAAAGCUCUAUUGGAAUGUACUGCGUAAUGCCCCAGCCAAGGCCAUGUUCCUCUUAUCUUGCUUCUUUGUGAUCCUGGCAUGCUUUGGGCGGAUUCCUCCCUGUGCUCCCUACUAUGAAGAUGUUCUUAUCAUCCUGUGUGUGCUUACAGCAUGCCCUUACUUCCUCUUCUUCUUGAGAGUAUAUGCCCUUGUAGGUCCAUUCAUCUUCAUGAUCUACAAGAUGAUUCAAGGAGAUCUGCUCAAGUUUCUUCUUCUCUAUCUCAUCUUCUUCAUUGGUUUCUCACAAGCAAUGCACAUUGUAUUUCUAUCCUCUGUGGGUGCUGAAACUAAUUUCAUCGACUCUGCAGUCAACAUGUUUGUCAUGUCUCUAGGAGAGUUUGGAGACGUGUAUGAAAAGUUUGAUGAAACUCGGUACCCGCACAUGGCAAAGUUCUUGUUCUUUGUGUACAUGGUGCUUGUGACACUGCUUCUGGUUAACAUGCUGAUUGCCAUGAUGGGGAACACAUUCAGUACCAUAGCUAAUGCAGACUAUGAGUGGCAGAGACAGUGGGCGAAAGUGGUCCUGGUUCUGGAGCAAUCCUUAUCCCCUGAAGUGCGGCAUAGCAUGCAACUUAUGUACUCUCAACCUGUAUGGGAAGGCCUUCCUGGCAGAGCCAUGGUACAGCAAACAGAGAGAGAGACCCAUGAUGACAGAGAAGUGCAGAAGUCCCGUCAGCGCAACAGCCGUAACACCAAGAUGAAGUACAUUGAUGGGGAAUGGGUGCCACCUCCUAUGAAUGACCGUCCCCGUGACAGUGUCUUAGGGGCACAUCAGCAGGGUGACUCAAAACCUCCCAUGACCCUUGUUGUACCAGAAACAAAGAUCAUUCCGCCGGAUGGGGACUAUGUGUGAUUAUGUAUUCCACCAUUACCAUCAAUGUAUGUUGUGUUGAUAAACCACUAUUGAAAGAAACUUUACAUUCAAGCUACAGUCAAACCAGUCUUCAUGGCCGCCUGUCUACAUUCUCGGGCUCUUUUUCUUUAUCCCUUGGAUGGCUUUUAUGGACAUGUUUGACAGUAUUGAAGAGGCAAGUUUGCAGAUAAUAUAGUACUUUCAUCAUAUACAUCUUAUAAAGCCUGUGCCUGAGUAGGCACAUCACAGGCAUAUCACGGUAACUGGAAUAUUCACAUACUUCAAUGUUUGAAGAUUGUCUUCUAUAUUAGGUUGAAAGGCAUGUGAUAUUGGUUUUUCCCCUUAUCAUUGAAAAUGGGAUGAUUAUAAAUUCAAUUUUUCAACGCUCCAAUGUUAGAUAUUAGGUCAUUUUUUUAGAAGUAGUUAAAUGUCAUUAGACAAGUAGACCUACUGCUAUAUGGGUUAAUAUGCUCGUAGCAAUAGACCUGAUGAUGUAAUCAAGUACAUUUUAGAUAAAUAAACUCAUUAUUAACUUGUGUGAAUCCCAUUAUUCUCUUUAUGUUCCAUGGCAAGUAAUAUGUAACCUAUGUACUGUACAUAAUAUUUAUUGAGUAUAUCAUAUUAAUCAUAAAACAGUUGGACACUCAGAAGUAAAAGUUUAUGCUUUAUAGCAAGUAUUUACUAUUUACUAGUGAUUAUAUUUAUUGAUUAUAUUAUACUAAGCAUAUAAUAGUUUGAGACUCAGAAGUUAACAGUGUCAAUUAAGCACUGUGAGAAAUCUGGGUGUAUGGCACAAUUCUUGUUUAAACAUAGGGAGCCACAUAUCCAACACGUGUUAAUCUGUUUUUUGUUGUUGUAUAUGUUAUACAAUCUUCCCCACAUGUAUAGAUACCAGAAAAAACACUUACAGCCUUGUCCAUGCAUGUAUAAUUAGUAAGCUUGAUUAGACUUAUUCUUUACAUGUAAACAUGCAUGUAAAUUUGAAAUCCACUUGCAUCAAAGUGUAAUCUGACACAUGCUUGGGUGACAUGUGCUCAAUUCAAAUCUUUAUUUCAUCAAAGACAUUGGGUUUAGGGUUCGGUGUGAUUGUAAUUUGGUUGGAAUUUAGGGAAUUUUCUAAUAGAAAUUGACUGUCGAAGCAUUUGUCACUGGAGCAACGGUAAUAGAACUAUCAUUAGCCCUCUUUUUACAAUCAAUUUUUUUUCGCAUUCUCGAUGUGAUUCUGUUACUUAUUUUUUAGGAAUUCAUCUAAGCUCAUUAUACAGCAUGGUCGACAUGUUUUAUGUUUAGUUUUAUCGCACCUUGCUGCAUAUGUUGCUGCAUGUUUAUGAAAUUCAUGUUAUUGUCGCAAUGGCAUUAGAAAAUUGUACAAGUUACAUGUACCAACUGCCAAUGAAGCGGAUGACAUAAUAAUUACCUGGAAGAAUAUGCAUUUGCAUACAGCUCAAUGAUCAACAAAGCAACAUUUAAAAAAAAUAUUACAGUAUCUCCAGCCUUACAUAAAUGUAGUUAAAGGUUGCUAUCAUCAGUCAAGGUACUAGUAGCAUGUUUGUAAUUUAUAUUGUAGAAUGAUUAAGCAGGUGUUGAUGAAUUAUCUUCAGUACUUUCAUUGAAGCUAUAUUUAGUGCUUUGCAUGUAUUUUUUUUUACUUGUUAGAGGUUUGUACAUUUGUGUGGACCAAACUUUUAUGCCAAUAACCUUUAUUAUGAAACAUGAAACUAUAUUUGUAUGACAUUCUGCCCAAAUUAUCAUAGUUAAGCGAGAGAUUCAGAGCUAGGAAAUAAAUCAUUAGAUACAUUUUUAAAGAUUUUUUUCAUUUGUUUUUGGAAACAUCAUCCCAAAGGAUAAGUGUUGGUAUACUGAAAGAUGACCUUUAUUCAUGCCUAUUGAUCUACGAUAUUCCAUCUGAAAAUGUACAAGGAAUAUAUUAAAGAGUAUAUUUUUGGCAUGAUGUAUCAUAUUUUAGCAUGACAUAGGCGCUGCCUUUUCUUGAUAACGUGACACACCAGGCGAACUUGUACAUGUAUCAAACACAAGCUGUAGUUAUAGAGACAUUUUAAUUCAUUAACAAAACCUAUCAUUUUCAAUGAGGGAAAAUCAUAGCAGAGGCGGUAAAAAUAAUAUUUGGAAAAAAAUAAAUAAUA
Strongylocentrotus purpuratus (purple sea urchin) is the source of this 4944-nucleotide messenger RNA. RefSeq names its product transient receptor potential cation channel subfamily V member 5-like. Gene Ontology annotation, molecular function: protein binding; calcium channel activity. Gene Ontology annotation, cellular component: membrane. The record is from RefSeq and is a predicted model, not a curated record. The transcript has 17 exons. The coding region runs from base 347 to 2800 and encodes 817 amino acids. Gene Ontology annotation, biological process: calcium ion import across plasma membrane. NCBI's taxonomy places the organism in Eukaryota, Metazoa, Echinodermata, Echinoidea, Camarodonta, Strongylocentrotidae.